This is a messenger RNA of Austrofundulus limnaeus, 1414 nucleotides long. RefSeq names its product actin related protein 2/3 complex, subunit 5B (gene arpc5b). The coding region runs from base 138 to 590 and encodes 150 amino acids. The record is from RefSeq and is a predicted model, not a curated record. NCBI's taxonomy places the organism in Eukaryota, Metazoa, Chordata, Actinopteri, Cyprinodontiformes, Rivulidae. Gene Ontology annotation, cellular component: Arp2/3 protein complex; actin cytoskeleton. Gene Ontology annotation, biological process: regulation of actin filament polymerization; Arp2/3 complex-mediated actin nucleation. The transcript is spliced from 4 exons.
AACACACAUCAGGAAGCUGCUUCUCUUCCUGUCUGUGACAGCCGCCUCAAAGGGAGGAAAAAAAAGGGCCGAGUUUGGCUGCAACUCUUGUCUUUUUUUUUUCAAAUUAGAACAGACACCUUUAAACCACCGCAGCCAUGUCGAAGAACACCGUGUCCGCCCGCUUCAGGCGAGUGGACGUGGACGAGUACGACGAGAACAAAUUUGUAGACGAAGACGACGGAGGAGAAAAUCAGCUGGGUCCUGACGAGGCAGAGGUGGACUCCCUUAUCAGACAAGGAAACCUCAUGGAGGCCUUACAAGCAGUCCUGAAGAAUCCCCCGAUCAACACAAAGAACCAGAACGUCAAAGAUCGUGCCGAGGGUCUCGUGCUGAAAGUGCUCAGUGCCUUUAAGAGCAGCGACAUUGAGAAAGGGGUGCAGUCGCUGGACAAGAACGGCGUGGACCUGCUGAUGAAAUAUAUCUACAAAGGCUUUGAGAGGCCGUCGGAGAACAGCAGCGCCGUCCUGCUGCAGUGGCACGAAAAGGCUCUAGCUGCUGGAGGAGUGGGCAGCAUCGUCAGGGUACUAACGGCGAGGAAAACAGUCUAAGAUCAAAACAUAGAACCACAUCACAUUACAUCACCGGGGCGCUGCACUGUUCCUGUACCAGACGGCAUUGAAACUGAAAGGAGGAGGGAAAAAAAGGCAGAUUUUAACCCUCUGAGAUGCUGAGUUGCUCCAGGCAAGCCUAACGGAGAAUCUGGGUCAUACUGGGUUAAAARCAGAUUUUUCUUUCUUCUUGUUAUUAAACAAAGUUUAAAUCACAGCUCUAAGUUAAUGUGUCCAACAGUGGUUUCUAAUAUAUAGAAGACAAAUCUUAGAAAAAUGUUYAAAAAAAACCUACAGAUUGGUAUAAAAGUGUUGGAUACCACUGCUGUAAACAUUGCUUCAGAUGAUCCAUUUGUGCUUAAAUUUGCAAGUAUUUCUUUUUGUACUGUUUGCUACUCCAAAAAACAAACAAACAAACAAACAAACAAAAAAAGCAUUUGUUUUCUCUUUAUUUGUUGGUUUCACCUUCAGAGACUUCCUGAAUCAAUAAAAGCAGUAAAUCAGCUCAGACAGUGUCAGUCUGCUGAAAAAGGCAGAUGGAAGAUGGGUUUGCCCAGUGGGGUCAGCAUUCACCCCGGUGGGGGACGGAUGCGGGGUGGAGGAGGAUUAUUACCCACGAUUCAUCUCCGCCAUCGCAUUAUUUUUUUUUUUAAAUCCCACUUUGCUGCUGACAUCUGCUACUGAACAGGGCUGCGUGUGGUUCUGUUGGUUUUUAAACGAGCAGCUUUCAUGUUUGUACUCUCGGGAAAAUAAUCAUCGAAAUAUGUGCUGAUUUUUUUGUAAGUGUUCAUUUGGAGAAAAAAAAUAAAUAUUCCAGGGUUAAA